AUGCCUCAAUUUGCUUUGAGGCAUUGCUUGGUUAUGAAGGAUGCAGCAACUGAAGACCCAUCACCAGAGUUUUUUUCAUGGAUCAGAGCAAACGGCAUUAAAUUCUUGAACUUCGGAAUCGGGGAAAUCACUGCGCCAUGGGAUCCAGAGAUUGAAAGGAAUGUUAUCGGUGCUUUGCAGGCAUUGGCUGAGGCCUCAAACGGGCGGAUAUUGGUAACUUGUACCAUGGGAAGGCAUCGGACAGGUACUGUGAUCGGGUGUCUUCGGCGGUUACAAAACUGGAGUAUAACCUCAACUUUCGCAGAAUAUAGGAGAUUUACAGGUGGCAAUAGGUACAGGGUGAUAGACGAAUUGCACAACAUCGAACAGUUCAACCGGAGUUCCGUAGAAUUGCCGGAAUUGGAAGACCGACAGGCGUGGCUGCAAGAGGCAUAA
Orbilia oligospora ATCC 24927 is the source of this 435-nucleotide messenger RNA. RefSeq lists its product as uncharacterized. NCBI's taxonomy places the organism in Eukaryota, Fungi, Ascomycota, Orbiliomycetes, Orbiliales, Orbiliaceae. The transcript is spliced from 4 exons. The coding region runs from base 1 to 435 and encodes 144 amino acids. Gene Ontology annotation, molecular function: phosphatase activity. The record is from RefSeq and is a predicted model, not a curated record.